Candidula unifasciata is the source of this 356-nucleotide messenger RNA. Lineage: Eukaryota; Metazoa; Mollusca; Gastropoda; Stylommatophora; Geomitridae. The record is from the annotation of a GenBank genome assembly.
UGCCUCUGAAAGCUGAGGCUCUAGCCGUGACAACAAGUGGCAGCAACUUCCUCGUUUUACAAUGGACAUCCACACACGGCUUUAGAUAUGAAAGCCACGAGAUACAUUUUAUGAGAGAAAACUCAAACUGGCAGACGAAAUACUCAGACAGUCAAGUGGCCUUUAACCUGACCAACCUUGACCCCGGCUACAGUUAUCAGAUCUACGUCGUGGCAGUUACAGCGGGGGCAAGAAGUCCACCUUCGGAUACUUUGAUUGCUUCCACUUUGCCAGUUCCUCCAGUUAACUUAACAUCCAGGGCUGUUGGCUCCAGUCAGAUCACAGUAACAUGGAUCCCGUAUCCAUCUUCUUACCAG